Molecule: messenger RNA, 630 nt
Organism: Klebsormidium nitens
Lineage: Eukaryota; Viridiplantae; Streptophyta; Klebsormidiophyceae; Klebsormidiales; Klebsormidiaceae
Source: the annotation of a GenBank genome assembly
AUGAGAACAAUGAGGAGGCAGAUGUCGGGCUCGAUUACAGGAACCACGGGGGGAGGAAAUGUCUCUGCGAACGCACCAUACGGCCAGACGGAGACAUUUCCGCUCAUGAAUCUCCCAAUCCUGCUGACCAACCACCCCUCCAAACUCCGGGACGUCACCGAACCGGCUAUGCUCCGUCGGUUGCUUAUCUUCGACUUCCCCAACGUCUACGUGAGCCGGACCAGAUUUGACCCGACCAACCCUCGGCACCAGUCUGUGGACGAAGGUUUGAAGGCGAGGAUGCAGAAAAACGAGACGCUCGAGCAGUUUCUGUCAUGGCUGGUUCGAGGGGCGGUGAAGUUCUAUGCGCAAGGGGAGUCGAUUGGAGCUGUCCCGCCCUCUGUCCAGGCAAACUUGGAUACGUAUCUCGCACUGAACGACAAGCUGCAGCAGUUCAUCGACGAGCACUGUACAAUAGAUCCACAGCUUAGGGGAAACGCGGCGGCGUUUCUCAAGGAUUACAAAGCAGCGUCGGGCGAGCUUACAAUCAGCGUCGAAAGCUUGGCUGCUAGAAUGAACAAGAAGGGCUUUGUAAAGAAAAAACUCGAAACCCAGAACCACUUAGACCUUGAGUAUCCCCAUAGCAAUUGA